UUCCUGUCCGUGUGUGGUUUGGGAGGGGACUUUUUGUUCUCGGAGGCAUCGAAGGGUUAACUUCGAAGAAUUUGUUGUGACCACCCAACGCACACCACGAUUCCACCUUGACAUCCACACACACACACACACACACACACACGCAUUCGGCAAGAAGCGUGGAAGUUUGGAUUGUUUUCCGCCUGUUGGGGUGAGCGAACGUUGCCAAGCUGUCAGAAUGGAGGAGGAGAAAAAACCAUCUUGUAACAUCAAGAUAUUUGUGCUGUGUCACAGUCUGCUCCAGCUCACCCAGUUGCUGCACAGUGCCUACUUCAAGAGCUGCAUCACCACCAUUGAACGGCGCUUCGGUUUCAACAGCAUGUCUAUGGGCACCGUCUCCUCUCUGCACGAGAUGGGGAACAUGGUGCUGGUGGUGUUUGUCAGUUACUUUGGGAGCCGGGUCAACCGGCCUCGUUUCAUUGGCUUUGGGGGGCUGCUCAUGUCCUGUGCUGCUGCCACCUUGGCCCUACCUCACUUCCUGUCCAAGCCCUACCAGUACCACUCUAUGUCAGCUGCCGGUGGGUCAUGGGACAUGUGUGUUCCAAGGGAGAAUUCCUCUGCCCCUGAAGUGUGCAGACAGGGGGGCGCUGGGGACCCCUCUGAGGCGCGGACCCAGUGGCUGACCUUGGCAGCUUCCCAGGUGCUGUUUGGCAUUGGCUCGGUGCCCAUCCAGCCCUUUGGCAUCUCCUACAUAGAUGACUUUGCUGAGCCUGGCAAUUCAGCUCUUUACAUUGCCAUCCUGUUCUCCAUCUCUGUGUUUGGGCCAGCCUUUGGGUACCUCCUGGGUUCCAUGAUGCUCCGAAUCUAUGUAGAUGUGGACAAGAUAGGUUUAGACAGUCCAUUGGACCUAACCCCGUCUGACCCUCGCUGGGUUGGGGCAUGGUGGAUGGGCCUGCUGGUCUCCUCUGGAUGUCUGGCUCUGGCCUCCAUCCCCUACUUCUUCUUCCCCAGAGUCAAGGUACCGGCCCAGGCCAAAGCACCUAAGACUAAAAGUGACCCUUUGAAAGACGAGACCUCUUCAGAGACCUCUUUAAUUGACUUCUUAAAGAUGUUCCCGCGUCUGCUCCUGAGGAUUCUGCUGCGGCCCGUCUUCCUGCUGCUGAUCCUGUCUCAGUGCUGUUUCUCCUCCUCCAUCGCCGGCCUCGCCACAUUCCUCAGCAAGUUCCUGGAGCACCAGUACGGCACUACCGCCGCCUACAGCAGCUUACUCAUCGGGGCCAUCAACCUGCCCAUGGCUGCUGUAGGGCUGCUGCUGGGCGGGGUGGUGAUGAAGUGUGUACGACCACCUGUGCGGACCCUUCUCUGGCUGUGUUUGGCACCUCUCUCCCUCUCCAUACUGCUCUGUGUACCUCUCUUCUUCAUGGGCUGUUCCACUCAGAGAGUGGCGGGGGUCAACACAGGCUACGGUGACACACAGGACCAGUGGACUAAUAGGUCUCUAUCUCUCUGUAACUCCAACUGUUCCUGUCUGAAUAACGUGUUUAACCCCGUGUGUGGAGAGGACAACACAGAGUACAUCUCUCCCUGUCACGCUGGCUGCACCGAUGUCUCCGUCGACACACUAAACCCUCACAGAGUCCAGACUUACACCAUGUGUAGCUGUGUGACCGCUCUGUCUGCUGUGCCCGAUGGCGCGGCUGGUAUGGGGAUGGGCAGGGCCCUCCCAGGUUCUUGCACCAAGAGCUGCCCUCACCUCGUCCUGCCUGCCGUUCUCCUCAUCGCCUUCGCUGGCUUCAUUGCCAGCCUCUCCCACAACCCCAUCUAUAUGAUGGUGCUCAGGACAGUCUUUCAAGAGGAGAAAUCCUUCGCAAUUGGAGUCCAGUUCCUGCUGAUAAGAAUGCUAGCCUGGCUGCCAGCCCCUGCUGUGUUUGGGCUGGCCAUUGACUACUCCUGUGUCUGGUGGAAGCACGCCUGUGGGAAAAAACAGGGCGCCUGUGGUUACUACGACAACAACAUCCUUCGGAACAGGUACUUUGGGCUGCAGUUGGGUUAUAAGUGCCUGGGGUUGGUGCUGCUAGCCCUGGCAGGCUGGAGAGUACAGCACACGCCUUGUCUGAGUAUUGAGAAGGAGCCAGGGGUGCCGGUGUGAGAGGCCAGCACUGACCCUGAGGGGCCACUGGGGAAAGGGUCAAGACCAUUGGUUCUUACGGCUCAAGUUAGAGCACAAUACGGGCAACACGAAAGGUUGCAGGUUCAAUUCCCGCAUCGGCCAAUUAAACUGAGUAUGUGUCGCCGUUAACGACAGCUGUCUUAGUCGCUAUGGAUAAAAGUGUCUGCUAAAUGUUAUUAUUAUCUAGUAUCAACACUGAAAGUGGUUUAUUUUGGACUAUAAUCAAAAUUGACAUAGUUUCUUCCAUUAUUUUAAGGGCCUUUUGAUAACUUCAUAUGCUACUUUGAUAAAGGAAUGUUUUUGGUUUGCUUAUCAUGAAAACCUGUAUACACUACUGUUUUAUUGUGCAGUAUUUACAUUGUUUUUAUGUGUAUAAAUGACACUAUUUGUGAAUGAAUCUGAAUGUCAUAUUACUAUGACAAAUGGUUUAUAACACAUUCUGUUUGAAAAUAAAACUUAAC
This is a messenger RNA of Oncorhynchus keta (chum salmon), 2610 nucleotides long. RefSeq names its product solute carrier organic anion transporter family member 2A1-like. The transcript is spliced from 14 exons. Bases 218 to 2128 code for a protein of 636 amino acids. Gene Ontology annotation, cellular component: membrane. NCBI's taxonomy places the organism in Eukaryota, Metazoa, Chordata, Actinopteri, Salmoniformes, Salmonidae. Gene Ontology annotation, molecular function: prostaglandin transmembrane transporter activity; protein binding. The record is from RefSeq and is a predicted model, not a curated record. Gene Ontology annotation, biological process: transmembrane transport; sodium-independent organic anion transport; prostaglandin transport.